AUGGAGGCUCCUAAAAAAGCCUCAUGGAUGGUGGGGAAGAUCUUCAAUAUGAGAAAGUACUGGCCUACACUUGAUCAGAAUAGCUCGCUUGUUCAACAAGGGUUUAGGAAAGAGUUGCAGGGUUUAGGAAAGAGUUGUACUUCAUCAAAUUCUUCAAAAAGCUCUCGAAAGAAAGUAACUCUAAGUUUCUUGUUUAUUUUAACAUUAAAUAGGAUUAUGGAUAAUCUAGAGCAUGGUUGGAUGUACGACAGAUUGGAUGGUCGAGGGGGUAUUAAUUCUAGUUUCAUAACUGGUGUUAAUAAAUUUCUUGAGUUCUCAUGUUCUCAAAGAAACCGCAUGAGUGGUGACGAUGUCAAAUGUCCGUGUAAGAAAUGUCACAAUAUUAAAUUCAUGGAUGUUGAAACCAUUAAAUUGCACCUUCAAUCGUUUGGAUUUGUUGAGAACUAUUUUGUUUGGAAGUAUCAAGGGGAAAAAGAAGUGACCGGUGAGAUGUAUAGUGAUUUACAUGGUGGUACUCAACCUGAAUUGGGAUAUUAUAAUCCAUAUCGCCAAAUGGUUUUAGAUGCAGCUGGACCGAACUUUGGCCAGGGUUCGAGUAAUACUGAACCUGAGUCAUCUCAUCACUGUGAACCUUUGGUGGAGGAGGAAUCUAAUCCUUCAAUGGAGGAGGAGCCUAAUCUUGAGUCCCGGAGGUUUUAUGAUUUGCUACAAGACGCUGAUGCAAAAUUGUAUCCUGGUUCUUCCCUCUCUCAACUCGCAGUAGUUUCUAGGAUGUUAAAUAUUAAAAGUGAGAAUACUUUGUCACGGAGGGGUUAUAAUCAAAUUAUGCAUCUAUUGAAACAGGCUUUACCUGAAGAUAACAUAGUGCUUGAUAGUUAUUAUCAGACCAAGAAGCUAGUGCGUAGCUUGGGUUUGCCUGUUGAAAAGAUUGAUUGUUGUAAUUCAGGAUGUAUGUUGUAUUGGGGUGAUGAUGAGGACCUAACUUCUUGUAAGUUUUGUGGCUAUGAGAGGUAUAAACGUCGUGUUGGUUCUCGUAAGAGGAAAUUGGUCCCUUACAAGAAAAUGUAUUAUUUCCCUUUGAUUCCUAGAUUGCGGAGAUUAUAUGCGUCUCAUGCUACAGCUGCCGACAUGAGAUGGCAUCACGAGCAUAUACAAGAGGAGGGGGUAAUGCGUCAUCCAUCAGACUCUGAGGCUUGGAAGCACUACAAUGAAACUCAUUCCUUUUUUGCUGCUGAACUAAGGAAUGUGAGGUUGGGGUUAUGUACGGAUGGUUUCCAACCAUUUGCUCAGACGGGGAGAAAAUACUCUUCGUGGCCUGUAAUUGUCACUCCAUAUAAUUUGCCUCCAGGGAUGUGUAUGAAGGAGGCAUACAUGUUCUUAACUGUCAUUGUACCGGGGCCACACAAUCCUAAACUAAAAAAUGAUGUUUAUCUGCAACCUCUAAUAAAGGAAUUGACUUUGUUGUGGGAGACAGGUGUAGAAGCAUUUGACAUCUCAAAAAAGCAAAACUUUCAAUUAAGGCCAGCUUUGAUGUGGACAAUCAAUGACUUUCUAGCAUAUUCUAUGUUAUCAGGAUGGAGUACAGGUGGAAACUUAGCAUGUACUUAUUGUAUGGAGGAAACACAAUCAUUCAGAUUAAAACAUGGUGGGAAAACAACUUGGUUUGACAGUCAUAGAAUGUUUCUUGAUCAAAAUCAUCCAUUUAGGAGAGAUCGUAAAAACUUUCUUAAAGGUCAUACUGUUACAAGGCCACCACCUACCGUUAGAACAGGAGAAGAAAUUUUGAAUCAAAUUUGUGAGUUGGGGAUAAGAAAAGUAACUGAGUUAGAUGCACAAGAAGUUAAUAAGAGGAUAUGUAAUUCAUGCGGAUGGAAAAAACGAAGCAUCUUUUGGGAUUUGCCUUAUUGGAGUUCUAACUUGAUACGACAUAAUCUUAAUGUCAUGCAUAUUGAGAAGAAUGUCUUUGACAAUGUGUUUAACACUGUUCUUAAUGUUGUUGGCAAAACCAAAGACAAUCCGAAAGCACGUCUAGAUAUUGCAAAAUAUUGCGAUCGACCGCAGUUAGCAAGGAAUCCUGAUGGAAUCUAUCCCAAAGCUGCAUAUACAAUAGAAAAGAAUGAAAAAGUUGUCUUGUUCGAUUGGUUGGAAGGUGUGAAGUUUCCAGAUGGGUAUGCUUCGAACAUGAGUCGAUGCUUGGACACGGACAAAUUUAAGUUAUUUGGCAUGAAAAGUCAUGAUUGUCAUGUGUUCAUGCAACGACUAUUGCCAAUUGCCUUUCGUGAGCUACUUCCUAUUAAUGUGUAG
Lycium barbarum (goji berry) is the source of this 2304-nucleotide messenger RNA. RefSeq lists its product as uncharacterized. The record is from RefSeq and is a predicted model, not a curated record. The transcript has 3 exons. NCBI's taxonomy places the organism in Eukaryota, Viridiplantae, Streptophyta, Magnoliopsida, Solanales, Solanaceae. The coding region runs from base 1 to 2304 and encodes 767 amino acids.